Messenger RNA from Macrobrachium nipponense, 1630 nucleotides. RefSeq names its product platelet-activating factor acetylhydrolase-like. Gene Ontology annotation, molecular function: 1-alkyl-2-acetylglycerophosphocholine esterase activity. Bases 226 to 1512 code for a protein of 428 amino acids. The record is from RefSeq and is a predicted model, not a curated record. The transcript has 9 exons. NCBI's taxonomy places the organism in Eukaryota, Metazoa, Arthropoda, Malacostraca, Decapoda, Palaemonidae.
ACGCAGGUCGCGUCAAGCCCAGCUGAAGUUAGCGCGUUCACAGGAGUCCUUCGAAAGGCUAGCGAGUCUUCCACCGACCUCAACCAGUCAUCUCGCAUACGUGAUUGAAGAAGGUGGAAUAUUUCUCCGAGUGUACAUUCGGCAAUGCACUAAUAUUCAGGUGCUGUUUCUAAUUCGGUCUGUUGAACAGUGUAUGGAUUCGCCGUCGCCUUCGAUAUCAACAUCAUGUCGGAUGAUUUAUAUACGAAGGGAUACCCUCACAUUCCUUUUCCCAGAGGUCCACACUCCGUGUCAGCAGCUGACCUUUGUACGAAUGGAGGCGACUCUGCCUUAUUGAGGCUGUUUUACCCAACACCCAUCACUGCUGGUCAGAAAGGACCGCGUCUUAUGGACCCUAAAAAAUGGACCAGUUGGUAUUUGGGAGACCGGUACUGCGAGGGCUUCGUGCAGUUCAUCACUAACAGCGCCUACUCCCAGUUCAUACUGCCGGCUCUGAAGCCGUUCUUGUAUUUCUUCGGAUAUUAUAUUACAAAAGACAUCAAGAUCCCGGUGGAGUGGUGUAAGGAGCUCCUCCGGAGGAAGGGACCUCCGCCGCCGGCGGGAGGCGAGAAGGGCCUCCAGGACGACGGGAGGGCCUGGCGGGUGGCCGGUUUGGUGGUCGUGUCGCACGGGAUGGCCAACCACAGGUCGUCUCUCUCGACGCUUUCCUCUGACCUUGCGUCCCACGGCUUCGUCGUUGUAGCCAUUGAACACAGAGAAGGGUCGGCAAGCGCCUCUUUCUUCAUGGACCCCAAAACCAAAGAGAAGGAGUGGGUGUCGUACACAGCUUACCGUCACGACGGACAGCUGGAAACUCGAAUUAACGAAAUCACCACCGCCUACUCCGUCCUGAGGCGCCUGAACGAAGGGGACGUCACGAACCUCCUGGAGAAGGAGUCGCCCUUCCCGAUAGAGACCUUCAAGGGCGCCCUCGAUCUCUCCAACGCCGUCCUCCUGGGGCACUCUUAUGGCGGGGUGUCGACUCUCAAGGUUCUGGCUGGGCCCAGGAAUUCCUUCAAGUGCGGCGUCGUCCUGGACCCCUGGAUGUAUCCCGUGAAGGGCACGACCGCGGAACUGGGCGAGGCGAUCAAGGUGCCAAUCCUCUCCAUCUCGACGGAGGACUUCAACAAGGGGCCGAAUCUCAAGGCUCUCCAAGUCUUCCAGGAGAACCACCAGAAUGCCAAGUCUUCCUUCCUCACAAUGAUGGGAACUUGCCACCACCACGGUAAUGACGCCCCUUGGAUAUCAGGGAAAUUCAUGUGGUGGGUCACCGGGGGUAAGUCUUCGCAUCACCCCAAAACCAUCCACCGAUUCCAGCGGAGUCUGAUUCUCACCUUCAUUGAUAAACAUAUCGACACGAAGAGAGACAACUUCUACUCGAGCCACGCUUGGCUCACCAGAUGCCGUAACGCCAUUGAGGAGGACCGCCACAUCAUUGUGUCUCAUGGCGAUGUGAACGUGAACGGAGGAUGAAGAUGAUGAUGUGAUGAUGAUGAUGUGGUCGCCUGAGAUAAGAUACGAAAAUAAUGCUGAAUAAAACUGAGCGUAGAAUCCCGUGGUCCUCUUGAUUAUAUAUAUAUAUAUAUAUAUA